UAUUGCUAAUAACUGUGGAGUAAGACGGUAGUCACAGUACUCUCUUCUGCUCGUACGGAAUCGUACGGAAUACAAAAAAAAGUUUUUAGAAUCUGGAUACCGCAUGAUCCUUGUCAUAAGCGCAUAAUGCAUUUUCAAGCAGUUUUCAUUUAGGUCCCCUUAAUUUUUCUCUAGUUGGAUUAUGAAUUUAUGAUCAGCACUCUCCGGUCGCACUACAGUUGACAAGCGUCGAUGUUCGGCCGCAGAUUAAGCGGUACGCUUGCCAUGUACCCAUCUCACUUGGGCCCCUGCUUAAUAGUUAAUCGUGACUACAAUUCUUGAAAGCCCGACUGUCAUUACGAGUUAGUUGGAGGGUCGAUUAUUUUGCAGUCGCCCAACCGGCUGUGCAACUCUACAGCUACUGCCGCGGCUGCUGCAAUCUGGUGCCAGCGCUACGAAUUUUCCAUAUUAAGUCAUUGGCUGUUACGCCGCGUCGCAAUAUCAUCAUCCAUCAUCAACUGCUGGACGUGAUCAUGAAUAAUGCAUCAUUUCAUUUGUCGACUACAUCCACAGUUCCCCUUCGUCAUCCCAUGCUCAUGCCUAAUCAUUCCGCUGAAAGUUCCAUUGCGCGUUUGUUAUCAUCGACGACGGAGAAUUCAGUGUAUCACACCGCCGCCAUGCAGUCGCCCGCUAACAACAACAAUAAUAUGGGAUCAGUGCCAUCCACCCCGCAGCACGCUAUGAGCUUUCCCGGCCAACGUGACCUUUUACUGGGGCCCAAUGCCAUACAUUUUCCGUACCUCGGCGCAACAUUCAAUGGCUUACCGAUGUUUCCGACGGGUACUUUUGGUAUGUUUCCAUCCUAUGGAUCUUUUUUCCCCAAAUCGCCGGUGCUGGGAUCUCCUGUUCCCAAUUUUCUUAACGCGUACUUGAUGAAUAAAGAAGACGAACUCCUUUGGCAAAAACGGAGUCCGAGUAACUUGCCGGAAAGUCCAUUGUCAGGAACCAGCCGGAGUUCUCCCGGUGACAUCGUUUCUAGCCAUAAAAGAUUUUGCCGGAGCCGCUAUACCGAUCAGAACAGUUGUCCAGUUUGUGGACAAUCAGUGGUGGGUGCCACGAUGCAGGAACACUUCCUGGAAGAAUUAAAAGCCUAUCGCCAGACUGUGCAUAAUAUGGAUCCGCAGACCGGCACCCCUGCAGAGCACGUCAAAAGCCGCCACGCGAACUCAUUGUCGGCAACGCCCACGGAAAUUGAUUCGCGCCUCGAAAUAUUUUCGAAAGUGCGCAAUAACCGGAAGGCUCGGCUGCCCUCUACACAUGAACCCUCGCGAACACGUCCCUCCGAAGCCGGUGACCUCCAAAGAGAACUGCGACAUGGAUCUCGACACAAACACUUCGAACCACCUCCAUCUGAUCAAGCACAUGGAAGCAGUGAGGAAAAAGAAGAUGAACUGAUUAAUGUUGAUGUGGAUAACGGAGAUUCAGGUUCUCCGGGAAGAAAUAGUGUCGACGAACCGAGUUAUUCUAGAGCGUCGUUGGUUGUCUUUAAAAAACAUAAGCGAAAGCUGCAGGAUUAUGAAGAGUAUUCGCCAAGAAAUGACGAAGCAACGAGUUGUCCGCUAAGGUCACCAACUGAGACCAAGACAACGGCAUGUUCGGAAUGUCAGUUGGAUCUUCCAAUUACGAUACUAUAUAAAGCUCGUAAUUGUCAAAAGCACUGGUACUGUGGGAAGUGCCGCUCCGAAAAGAAUUUGAUGAAAGACGAUCGUUGCAUCCGGUGUUGCCAGAACGAAGAUUCAUAAAUUAAUGUAUCUUGGAUUCUCCUUACAAAUUUGCUAUACAUGUGCUAUGCGUCUCGCAGCAUUUGAGAUCGCUGUUGUGUUCGCCGUUAUUACUGAUACCAUUCUUGUAACCUUGUACACAGAUUUUAUUACGCUAACUGUUGUGUUCCUGAUUCUUUUUACAUAUUGUAUA
Molecule: messenger RNA, 1953 nt
Organism: Paramacrobiotus metropolitanus
Lineage: Eukaryota; Metazoa; Tardigrada; Eutardigrada; Parachela; Macrobiotidae
Exons: 7
Coding region: 513-1781 (422 amino acids)
Source: RefSeq, a predicted model, not a curated record